Molecule: messenger RNA, 2471 nt
Organism: Portunus trituberculatus (swimming crab)
Lineage: Eukaryota; Metazoa; Arthropoda; Malacostraca; Decapoda; Portunidae
Exons: 4
Coding region: 809-1393 (194 amino acids)
Source: RefSeq, a predicted model, not a curated record
CGUGUUGAGUGGUGUGUGCGGUACGGUCGGCGUCACCUGUACACUCCUGUGCCGGAAAUGAUGUGAAGCUGGUGCUGAGAGUUGCACAAGUUGCAGGUGCUUCCUGUCCUGGCCGGCCGCAACACUCUCACUGGAGACGCCGUGCCCAGCCAACCGCAGCGCCAGAGAAAACGGCGCGCGUUGCUCCAGCACCGCCAGUCUGGCUGUCGCCGCCAACCGCGCAGGUAGUGGCUGCUCCGCUCAGCUCGCCCGCUGCCCAGGUGACUCGCCGCCCUCAUUUGCCGCCCCUACCCAGGGUGACUUUCUCGGCUCACACGCCACGAGUCCGCCCUACCGCACCCUGAGUACGUCAGCCGCCCAGGCAGGCGUCGCUCCAGCAUCCCCGCCACCAUGCAGAACCUGGACGCUACAGGCACCACGAUAGUGAUCACCAUCCUUCUGGAGGGCACCUAACACGCCCUUCCGCCCUUCUUUCAUCCACCCACAUCACUCAUCACCGACAUCAUCAUCUCAUCCCCUGGACGCUCGCCGGCACCCGCCACACAGCGGCCGCCGGGUUCACGGUACAAGUUUGCCAAAACAACCUGUUAUAACGAGCCAUUGAAGGUACUGACCCCAGUGGACUCCCCGCCUCCCUUAUACAGCAAGUAAACGUCACUUCAACUCCCGCCCGGCUGAAGUGAGAGGGAGUCAGGUCCGGUUCAUCCCGUGCAGCGCCACUUGGUUGCUGUUGGCAAUACCAGCAGAGCCAGGCAGCGGCAGCAGCCAGGAGAUCACUCGGGCGUGGGACCUUGAGUUGCCCUUCAAGAUGUUCGGCGAAGUAGACGCUUGGAGGAUCAAGACAGUGCUGGUUGGUCUUCUCGCCCUCGCAGCCUCGGCAGCCGGAUGGAAAGAGGACCUCACCAACCACGUCAGGAUCGGGGUGCGUGACUCCGGCUACUCCAAGGUCGUGCUGGACUGCGAGGACGACAAUAUGGCCUUCGUGAUCCGCCUGGAGGAGGACUUUGAAGGCGUCGUGUACACGAGGGGAAGCUUCCACUCUCGCCAGGGACCCUGCUUCUUGGACGCGGAGGGCGGCACAGAGUUUGCCCUCAAGUUUUCCUACAAGGAUUGCGCCACUAAAUAUGAUGAUAAGCUGGGCGCGUACGUCAACACGGUGGUGGUGCAGCACGACGAUGACCUCAUCUUCCCCGGCGACCUGGCCUUUGACCUGCGCUGCCACGACCAGGUCACCGUCAACGCCUCUCUCGGAGUCAAGUCAAAGAUAUCCCUUGUGGAUCCUGAUCCGGCCUCCAAGCAGCCCUCCAAGGAUGAAGAGAUAUCGGCCACCUCCUCCUCCAGCGUGGUCACCCUCAUGCCUGGUCGCCUCACGCCGCCAAAGGAGGAGCUUUAGUCGGCGAGCGGAGGCCACGGAGGGCAGGUGGGAGGCUGCUGAGGCCGCCGCGUGUAGAGUCACCGCCACCUGCAGCACGUGAGCCCGACACCGCGGGGUCCGAACCAUGCUGCGUGUCCAGGGUUUGCUUUCCCACCCACACGACGCGAGGGCAAAAUCACUUUAGGCCACAUUGGUCACCUUAAAGGUCGUACUGUUUUAGGCCACAUUGGUCGUAUUUUUUGUAAUGAGAGGACGAUAAUGUACAGGAAGCCACGGUGCUCAGGGUGUUGGAGGCGUCCCGUCCUGCACAGACUUGGUUUUCAUAAUCAGACGGCCUCCUCCUCACUUCUGACACUCGCCUCCUCCCUCCGGCGCUGCUCAACGGGAGGAAUCCAGUCUACGUCUUCUUCAAGAGUCUGCCUGAAGCUUGAGAGUCUUCAAGUCCACAAAAGCCAAGCGUCGCCUUACUCUUGGUCGCUCAUCACUGCCGCCGCCGCCACCUCCUCCCACUGCUGUAGUCGCUGCCUCCGCCCCGCGCACGCAUAGCCGGCCACGAUGAUCUCACUGUAGGUAGAGCUAGGGAGCCCCGGGCCGGUCCCACUCCCGACAAAGGCCGGCCGGAGAAGCCUGACCGUCCCAUCUCAUCCCAUCUGACCGACCACCCCGCCUGGUUGGACUGAUCUGCCAAACACGAGUUUUCAGGAGAGAUUCCCUUCCUCCUCUAGCAGGCGUUGAUGACCCUGCCGAGCCUUCCGUCUUGUCUUGCUAUGCUAACUUUUUCCUGAGUCAUUGCCCUUCACUCUCAUCCCGUCCCGCUACCGAGGCGAAUACUUGUGAUUCAGCAACAUUCCCAACUAUCUUUUUUUCCUCUCACCUCACCUCCCUGUUCCUGCUUCUCUCUCCUGUCCUAGAGCUGUUCCUCCCCCAUCCCUCCCUCGCUAGGACUCGACCGUGUCCAUAUCCACACGUAUUUUGGCAUUUUCCUCUAACUUAUUCCCUAAGCCACACUCCAUUUUUUUUUAUGUCGGUUUAUACAUACAUUCCCAAAAUAAACUUUGUUACAGUCCGUCCUAAAAUAUUAAAGUGAUAUACUGUA